Molecule: messenger RNA, 2820 nt
Organism: Durusdinium trenchii
Lineage: Eukaryota; Dinophyceae; Suessiales; Symbiodiniaceae
Source: the annotation of a GenBank genome assembly
AUGGCUUUGCUCAAUAGGUACAUCCUCAUUGAGUACGACAUUGGAGGACCGAGGCUUUGGCACGAACGACUGGCCCUAGAGCAUGUUUCCGGCGACACCUACAUAGUAGUCACCCCGGAUCGGGAUGCUGAGGAGCUGGGGCUGCUAAACAGUGACAUUCGUCACAUCCGAGUCCGGGCUGCCGCAAAUGUAGACCCCCCGGGUGUGAAUGCCGCUGAAAUCUAUGGGUUGCCAGCUUGGGGGCAAAAUGAUAUGAACUCCAUCCGGGAUGAGGCCAGACAGUUAGCAGAGCAGGAAAGACGGGCACUACAUGCAGGUGGGGUCGUUGCUGCGCCUCCCAUGGGGGCGGGAGUUGGUCCGCCUGCCUUUGACCCCAACGUUGGAUAUCCUGCAGGGACCUUGAAGUGGCUUGCAGCAGAAUCAACAGAACAAUACAAACAUGGGCAGGAGGUUAGCAUGGGAGCAGCAUUGAGCAAGGGUGCAAAACUGGCUCAGGCUAUGCCGGGCGGGUAUGUGCUUUUUGUCGAGUGUGUUGAUGGUGCUGAUUUUCAUGAUUUGAUGCAGAAGCCAGCUCGAGGAGAUUGCAGGAUCUUGGAUGUUGGCCUGAAUGCUUUGGGCCAUCCUGGGAGGAGCAUUCGGGAGAUUGCCUCAAUGUGCAAGGAAGUCCCGGUGAAAUGGGUCCUUCCGGGGCCCCGGACGGCGAAGUGGUGUGUGAACUACUUGUCGGUGGAAGGGCUCGGAUUUGAGGGCCACCAUGAGCGCCUGAGACAGGUCGCCAAAGUUGAUGCUUCAUCGUGGGGCAUACAGGAACACUUCCAGCUGACUAUGAGCCUGAGGCAGGCACUUCUGGUGGACCAGUUGGACGCCUUCAAUUUGCUAUCCGUUGAGAUCCAGUUUCGCCGGCUUCAAACCAUUGAAUACUCCUACAGUGAGAAGGCUCGCGACAUGGAGUCCAAGGCGGUGGGAGGCCGGUUGAGUUUGGAAGAGCAGACAACAUUUGGCGGUAUUACAAGGCAGUUUGCAACGCUGAUGAUUUGCCCAGAUCUUUUCGGCCAUGUCAAAAGCGAAGUGGAGAAGGAAGCUUCUUUGGCAAAGAACAUCAGGAAGGCGCGAGAGGAGCGGGAAGCGGCCCGCAAGGGUGGCAAGAAGGGGACCCUCUCACCGGUCCCCUUGGAGGAUCUGCUUGGCCAAAACGGGCAACAUGAGGUGAAGGAAUUUUCAUCGAGCCAAACUCUUGCAGCGGCCCAGGCCCGGGAGAAGAUGGAGGCAAUGGGUUUGGGGCGUAGUUAUGAGGAUCCACAGUUCAGACAAAAAGAUGUUUAUGUGGGUUUUGUCAACAGGUUGCUUCGCUUGGGCAUGUUGGAUUUGAGCAUUCAGCCACCUGCAGAACGAACAGGAAUGUUUCUGGUGAAGAAGAAAGGAGGUCGCCAGAGGCUGAUUUUUGACUGCAGGAGGAGCAACUGCUACUUCACGGAGCCUACUCCCAUUAAACUGGCCACUGGUGAUUCAAUUGGUCGGCUGGAGACUGGGAGAACCCCUCUUUAUUGUGCUUCAGCAGAUCUUGCCAAUGCUUUUUACACAAUGUCGAUGCCGCAGGAACUUCGUCAGUUUUUUGGGUUGCGAUCCUUGACAGCUGGGGAAACAGCUGUCGAUGAAGUGGAUGGCAUCAAAGUUGGACCGGAGCAGUUGGUUCACCCCCGCAUUGCCGUAGUGCCCAAGGGGUGGAGCUGGGCCAUGUACUGGUGCCAACACAUCAACGAACAUCUGUGUGAGGAGGCUGGCUUGACACCUGAGGAGCGCUUGAGAGAUGGGGAACCCGUGAAAGCGGGCUCAUUGUGGCAUAUCCAAUAUGUUGGCAACCUGCACCUUUUUGGAACAGACAAAACAGUGGUUGAGAACAGGUUUUGGAAGGCAGUUGAAAGGUUGAGGAGUGCUGGCUUGACAGUCCAUGAGAUUGAAGUUAGUGAAGGCAGCGCCGAAGUCUUGGGCUGGAAGGUUGAAGAGGGUGGCAUUUUGAGGCCCACCUUGAAGAGAUUGUGGCGUAUACGCACUGCAAUCCGGGAACUCCUGCGAAGAGGACGUGCUAGCGGGCAGCAGCUCGAGCGGUUGCUGGGACACAUGACCUAUGUUUCACUUUGUCGGCGAGAAGCGCUCUCGGUGCUCGGGGAGUGCUACACCCUUUGCAAGCGACGCUACAAAGCAUUGGUGCCCUUGUGGAAAAGUGUGCGCAAGGAGCUGGCAAUUUGGGAUGGCAUUAGUGUUCUCAUUUACAGCAACAUGCGGAGCUGUUGGUCUAGCACAGUGUAUGCCGUCGAUGCUUCGGAGUGGGGUCUGGGGGUCGCAACCGGUGAGUUUGCAACCUCAGAAGUGCGGACGCUUGGAUCUUUUCUGGAGCGUUGGAGGUUUAAGGAUGAAGCCAUCCUGGGCAUCGAGGCGAAUGCCCAAGAAGCGGACAUUCGAAGCGCCUACAAGCGCUGUGCCCUGCAACUGCACCCUGACAAGGGCGGAGAUCCGGACAAGUUCAAAACGAUGACGGACCUGACGCCCAUGUUCGCGGCCAUGAUGCAGUUGGCACAGACUGGCUCGACCCGACGAGCGAUACUGAUCACUGUGAUUGUGCUUUUGGCGUGUGUUUUGAUGCUGCCCUUUCUGCUGGUGACCUUGAAAUUGGAUGGUGCGACCUCCUUUUCCUGGCCGGUCGCUGCCAUUCCUUCCUGGAUCCUUCAACUGGUGGCUUUAUGUGUAUUGCUCGCUGCGUCCAGAGUGCCACGGCCACCUGGGGAAGAGAAGGGUACCGAGAUGUGUUUUUUUCGUUUUUGA